AUGCUGAGGAAGCAACUUGAAAACGAGUACGGGUGGGAUCCGGCGGAGCAUUCCGAGAAACCGUUUGAAAAAGUCACCGGCGAGGAAUUUGCGAAAGCGGCUAUGCACAGCUGUGGUUCAACAACAGCGUCGCAGGUACCAGCGGAGGAUUGCGUUCCAAGGAAGCGAAACUCAACACGAACGUCAUUGCGG
Amoebophrya sp. A25 is the source of this 192-nucleotide messenger RNA. NCBI's taxonomy places the organism in Eukaryota, Dinophyceae, Syndiniales, Amoebophryaceae. The record is from the annotation of a GenBank genome assembly.